AAGGAAGCCUUCUUCCAAACUCACAGACGGAGAAAGAAAGCGACGAAUAAGCUUUCCACAAUUCACAAAAAUGGCAACUCUUUCAUUUCCACUCCCCCGAAACGGUUUCUGUCUGCGAAACUCCUCUCCGAGACGCCACGUUUUCCCCAUUCCAGAACUCCACUCAUCCAUCAGAAUCACUUGCUCUGCUAGAUAUGGUUCCGAGUCCAAGGGAGGCUUAUUUCAAUUUAAGGAACUUAAAAGUGUAGCUUGUGGAAUUUUCGCGGUUUGGGCUGUGACUGCUGCCUCGCCUGUAAUUGCUGGUGGCCAGAGGCUGCCUCCAUUAUCAACAGAGGCCGAUCGGUGUGAGAAAGCAUUUGUUGGUAACACAAUAGGUCAGGCAAAUGGUGUUUAUGACAAGCCGAUUGACCUUCGAUUCUGUGAUUACACUAAUGAUGCAUCCAACCUAAAGGGUAAGUCUCUUGCAGCAGCACUUAUGUCAGAUGCUAAGUUUGAUGGAGCAGACAUGUCAGAAGUGGUGAUGUCAAAGGCUUAUGCUGUUGGAGCUAGCUUCAAGGGUGUAAAUUUCUCAAAUGCAGUUUUAGAUCGUGUUAAUUUUGGGAAAGCUAAUCUCCGAGGAGCUGUAUUCAAGAACGCUGUAUUAUCGGGAUCCACCUUUGAUGAAGCUCAAUUGGGAGAUGCAGUUUUUGAGGACACCAUUAUUGGUUAUAUUGAUCUUCAAAAGAUUUGCAGGAACAUAACUAUCAAUGCUGAAGGAAGAGCUGAACUAGGAUGCCGGUGACCACAUGUAAACUCAUCUUUACCCAUUUCUUUAUCAAUGGAGACUUAGGACGCUACUUAUGUCAUAUUGAGGAUUUUUGCAAUGGGUACCAUUAGAAAGACUAAAUGCUGCUGAGGAAUCAUGUGUUCAUCAUUUGCGUUUCUUAGUGUCUUGUACUUUUUCAUUGAUUUUGACUUGUAACUCGAGGAGGAAGCUCAACCUAUAUAUGGUUUGUGAUUGUGUU
Juglans microcarpa x Juglans regia is the source of this 1004-nucleotide messenger RNA. Its product is annotated as thylakoid lumenal 17.4 kDa protein, chloroplastic. Lineage: Eukaryota; Viridiplantae; Streptophyta; Magnoliopsida; Fagales; Juglandaceae. The coding region runs from base 71 to 781 and encodes 236 amino acids. The transcript has 4 exons. The record is from RefSeq and is a predicted model, not a curated record.